Pteronotus mesoamericanus is the source of this 4184-nucleotide messenger RNA. It is a transcript of the gene CERK, whose product is annotated as ceramide kinase. The record is from RefSeq and is a predicted model, not a curated record. NCBI's taxonomy places the organism in Eukaryota, Metazoa, Chordata, Mammalia, Chiroptera, Mormoopidae. Gene Ontology annotation, molecular function: ceramide kinase activity. Bases 57 to 1661 code for a protein of 534 amino acids. The transcript is spliced from 13 exons. Gene Ontology annotation, biological process: phosphorylation; ceramide metabolic process.
GCGCCCCUCGGCGUCCGCGCCCCCGCCCGGCCGAGCCGGCGCCGGGAGCUGGCGCGAUGGGGGCUGCCGAGCCGCUGCGCUCGGUGCUGUGGGUGAAGCGACAGCGCUGCGCCGUGAGCCUGGACCCGGCGCGGGCGCUGCUGCGCUGGUGGCCCAGCCCGGGGCCCGGAGCCGGCGUCCCCGGCGCGGACGCCUGCGCGGUGCCCGUGGCCGAGAUCAUCACCGUGGAGGAGACGGACAGCCACGGCAGACACCCCGGCAGCGGGAAGUGGCGGAAGAUGGAAACCUGCUUUGCGUUCACAGUGCACUGUGUGAAGAGGGCCCGGCGCCGGCGCUGGAAGUGUGCGCAGGUGACUUUCUGCGGGGCGGACGAGCAGCUAUGUCGCCUGUGGCUGCAGACCCUCCGGGACCAGCUGGACAGCCUGACGUGCAGACCGAAGCAUUUGCUUGUGUUCAUCAACCCCUUCGGAGGGAAGGGCCAAGGCAAGCGGAUUUACGAGCGGAAGGUGGCGCCCCUCUUCGCGCUGGCCGCCAUCUCCACCGAAGUCGUGGUCACGGAGCGCGCCAACCACGCCAAGGAGACCUUAUACGAGACGAACAUGGAUAAGUACGAUGGGAUCGUCUGCGUCGGCGGGGACGGCACGUUCAGCGAGAUCCUGCACGGGCUGAUCGGCAGGACGCAGAGGAGCGCCGGCGUGGACCAGAACGAGCCCCGGGCAGCGCUGGUGCCCAGCCGGCUGCGCGUCGGCAUCAUCCCCGCAGGCUCGACGGACUGCGUGUGCUACUCCACGGUGGGCGCCACCGACGCGGAGACGUCAGCCCUGCACAUCAUCGUGGGGGACUCGCUGGCCAUGGACGUGACCUCGGUGCAUCACAACGGGGCGCUGCUGCGGUACUCGGUGUCCCUGCUGGGGUACGGCUUCUACGGGGACAUCAUCAAGGACAGCGAGAAGAAGCGCUGGAUGGGGCUCGUCAGAUACAACUUCUCAGGCCUGAAGACCUUCCUGUCCCAUCACUGCUACGAGGGGACCGUGUCUUUCCUGCCCGCACAGCACACGGUGGGGUCGCCGCGGGACGGGAAGCCCUGCUGGGCCGGGUGCUUUGUCUGCCGGCAGAGCAAGCAGCAGCUGGAGGAGGAGCAGAAGAGGACGCUCUACGGCUUGGAGAAUUCCGAAGAGGUGGAGGAGUGGAAAGUCGUUUCCGGCAAGUUCCUGGCCAUCAACGCCACAAACAUGUCCUGUGCUUGUCCCCGGAGCCCCAGGGGCCUGUCCCCGGCCGCCCACUUGGGAGACGGGUCCUCCGACCUGAUCCUGAUCCGGAAGUGCUCCAGGUUCAACUUUCUGAGGUUCCUUGUCCGGCACACCAACCAGUGCGACCAGUUCGACUUCACCUUCGUCGAAGUCCACCGCGUGAAGAGGUUCCAGUUCGUGUCGAAGCCCGCCGGGGACGAGGACGGCGAGGCGGACGCGCGGGGCAAGCCGGGGCCUGGCCUGGGCUGCAGCCACCGCGCGCCCUGCUGCUGCCAAGCCUCCCGCAGCUCCUGGAACUGCGACGGGGAGGUGCUCCACAGCGCGGCCGUCGAGGUCAGGGUCCACUGCCAGCUGGUGCAGCUCUUCGCCCGGGGGAUCGAGGAGAAUCCGAACCAAGAGCCGCGCCGCUGAGACCCCCCCCCUUCCCGCCGCCCGCCUUCUCGCUCUGCUUGGAAGUGCGAAAAUUAAGAAACUGCUACAGACCAAUUAUGUGGUUACAUACAUUUAAAGUUAGAAAUUUAUUUUUGAUAGUUAAAUGUUGAUUUUUAGGGAAAACACCUUUUGUCGACAAUUGCGUGACCGCAUCGGGCAUUUUCAGUUCCACGUGAAUCUUUGGGUUGCAUUUCACGUAACUUACUCUCGGCAGACGGUCACUGUUGAUUUUGGAUGCGGGCUUCUUAGAUCCUAGCCAUGCGGACGGCGCGGACUUGGAGACGGCCAGUCAGCGGCUCUGUUGCUGCCACCGAGGGACAGGAUCAAGGGUGUGCUGUCUGUCGAGGCCCGGCCGGACACGAGGCUUCUCUGCGGCUGUGCGGGGCCGAGUGCCGGGAAGCUGGGGUCCCCUGCCCGCGUUUCACCUUCGUCCGGGCCCCCAGCAAGGGCGCUGUGCCUGGGUCCUUCUGCUGUGCGCCCACAGUGCACCAAGGCCCCGCUUUGGGCGCCGCCCUGAGGGCCCGUUGGUGAGAAAGGGCCCGAAAGCAGCCGCUCCGUGGGCACCAUCGCUGCGCCCCUCAUAGCAGAGAGUUCCCGCGACAAUCAGCUGGCCGCGCAGGCAGCGGCUGCCCUGUGUACAGUCAGAACGCAACGCUUCACAGCUGCACAAAGCAGACGGGCGCCUGGCCGGGGAGGCGGGCGGGGGGUGCGCCUCGCGACUCCCUCGUGAGCUGCCGGCCGUGCCCCCAGGGCAGGGCCGCCAUCCCAGGGGUCCAUGAGGUGCGCCCCCCGUGUGCGCGCGCCAUCCAGGUUGGCUCUUUUCUCAUCUCCCCGUGUACGUCUGCGUAUUUAUUGACAGCUUCGUCCUGCGUCCCCGCAAGAGUCAUGCCAUCUUCACUGUCUUCAGUUUGCUGCGGGCCACGGCCCCGGGCCGGCGCUCAGAGCAGGUCUUGGCCGCACGGUGGCCCUGGGGCCUGGACGUGGCUGAGGGACACCGCCUCUGCCUGCAGCGUGGGAAGGUGCGGGUGAGCUUUGGUGUGUGACAGAAGGCGGCAGGACGGUCCCUGGAGGUGGCUGCGUCCGCUCUCGCUGCGCGGGCCCGGCCCUCCCUCGGCCCGGGCGUCACCGCGGCAUUCGACAGACGACGUUGCGUGGUUUCAGAGUUCCCACGCAGCGGUUUGUUCUGAAGUGUGUGUGAAAUUCCACUGCAUCAUUCCGGUCCCGCCCCGGUCAGGCAAAGAGCAGCUUUACUAGUGCUUCGGUCUUUGCUUUGGUUUUGAAUAGACCACGUUAUUGAGGAACUGUGCACGUCACGUGGCUCCAUGACGGAUGGGUGGAUGCAGUCUGGGCACAAAGAAGUAAAUAUGUCCUGGCUGCUGCUCUUCUCAGUGUUUGCUCCUGGUUGGGAAGGGACCAAAAACGUGGGACCAGCAGCUCCGACAGGCACAUGGCCGUGCCCACGGGGCACGGUGCGCCCGACGCCCCGCGCUGGGGGUCUCCGCGGUGGGAGCAGCCAGCCACCGGGCGCCCCAUGGACUGCCCCCCCUCGCGGGGCUCCCCGGGCAGCCUCCGUUCCUCACGGCCCCUGGCAAACGCAUCCUGUACAUGGGUCUGCCCUGAACCCGCUGCCGGUUCCAGGAAGGUCCAGGCCUCAGAGGGAGCCUCCUGCAUUCCACAGGGAACCGGCCAUGCCCGGCGGUCCCCGAAUGGCCUGGGCAGCGUUCACCGAUGGCAUGCCGACAUUCAAGUCGCAAAUGGAGCUUUUGGGGGGGUCAGUGUGACCGUGCGAACACCCCGACUGCUCGCUGGCAGCCCACGCCGGACAGAGGUGCCUGCCUGAAGUCCCCACAUGGGGGCCUCUGACGUCCACGGAGACUGGAUGGAGCAAGCACACCCUUUGCACUCGGGACUUGAAGGGGAGAAAUCCAAACUGAGGGUCAGGGAAAACAGGAGCGCAGGGAGGCGGGCCUGUGUCGCGACGCCCCCGGGGCUGGCUGGCUCUGGCCUGGUCCUGCGGACACACAGCCCCGGGCAGCGCCACCCUGAACGUCCCCACGGUCCUGCCUGCAGCCUUGGGCCCCGAGGCAGUGUGGGUAGAGAGGGGGCUGAGCUUCCCCUCUAAUCUUGCUGGUUUCAAGGUUAGAAAAUGGCCACUUGCUCUGAUAUGUUUGAAAAGACAAAACUAAAGUUCCUUUGCGCAGAAUUUGGCUGUUAUGAAAUAAACAGGAUGUACGAAGAGAACCCCAGCCUGAGAACAAAAAACAUUUGUAGUAACUUUACCUCCCUCUCUGUGUGUCUGUCCCCAAGUCCCCCGGACGCUCCCCACGCUGGCGUGGCCUCCAUGCCCCCAAGAACAAAGACCCAAAAGCUACACGGGCACCUAAGAACCUCCUCUAGUCCCUGGCUCUGCCAGGGAAAGCCAGGAGAUGCCCGCUCAGAACGCGGGGGCUCCUCCACAGACGGGGCCCCCCGACAAAGCCCGGGUCUGCUGAAGACGCCCCA